AUGGCCUCGAGAUAUUUCCGACAGGCAGCGGUAAUCACGGCACUGCUAGUCGUCACUAGAGCACAGCAAUCAGACGUCGUACCUGAGGAUUUACGAGCCGGCUUCAAAUCUACCGGCAAGGAAGUUCAAGUCUCUUACACCAACGAAGCUGUAAAUGGCUUCGAAGAUGGAACGUCAUUCGAAAAAGAUGCUGUCGCAAAAGAACCUACAUUUGCUCUCGGCGACAGCAGCGGUAUCUCCCCCACAACACUCUACACCAUCCUCAUGAUCGACACCACAUGCCCAAAUGCGCGCAAAUUGCACUAUGCCCGUGCCAAUUUUAAGAACAACUUCCAGAUCACGAACAUUGAUACCCAAUCCGCUGCACUGCUGGACUACAAGGCGCCUGGUGCACUGGGGGAGACAGGUGACAAUCGACAAUACACCUUCCUAAUGUAUACGAAUCCCGGACGCAAGCAAAUAGAUCAGCUGCAGUUGCCAGCUGAGGGGGAGAACUUUGAUGUUCAAAAGUUCCAGAGUGAUAAUGGGUUGAGUGACGCUGCGGCGGGAGUAGGCAUGGUAGUGAAGUUGGGCGGAACAGCAAACUGUGGAGGUGAUCAGCCAAAUAAGGUUCCUGAUAAUUCGCCGUCUGCACAGCCUGCGCCGAGCUCUGCUGCGAGGGCGUCGAGUGCUGCUCCUGCACCGUCAUCGAAAGAAUCUAGGGGAGGCAACGAUAGUCGCCCAUCAGUAACCUCUCUUAGGCGGACCACUGCCACUGAUCUCGCUGGUGCCUCCAGCGUCCUCCAGACGGGCGCGCCCGGCGCUUCCACGAUAGCUCCAGCGAUCAGCCCAUCGAACCGUCCUGGGGGAGCUGGACCUACUGGAGGAGCGGGAGCUUCUGGAAGUCCGACAGCAAGCACUAGUCUAGCACAACAGACGGCUAAUGCUGCUCCUGGGAUGUUGACUUCCCAUGGUUUGGCGGUAGCUCCAUUGUUGGCUAUCGCCGGUGUACUAUUGUGGUGA
Cucurbitaria berberidis CBS 394.84 is the source of this 1002-nucleotide messenger RNA. RefSeq lists its product as uncharacterized. The record is from RefSeq and is a predicted model, not a curated record. The transcript has 3 exons. Bases 1 to 1002 code for a protein of 333 amino acids. Lineage: Eukaryota; Fungi; Ascomycota; Dothideomycetes; Pleosporales; Cucurbitariaceae.